AUGCUCAAGGGAUUGAUACGAGGCAGGCAAGAGAAUAGGAUUGCGAAUAGACAGAAAGAGUUCUUGAAGAGCGCUCACAGCGAGGACAGAGGAAUACAAGUUGAAGGCUCCAAAAUCUCGUCAUACGCCUAUCUUGGACGUUCUAUGAGUAUGGAAAACGAUUUGAAGGAGGAACUGAAUAGGAAGAUGAGAACAGCGUGGUCAGCACGCAUCAGGGAAGCUGCGUACCUACUGACAGACCAAUCUCCGUGCCCAUCUGUUCAACUCGACAGUUCCUCCAGCGCUUUGUUACCCAGCGGAGACGUGGACAGACAUCGCUGCCACGUCUAG
Necator americanus (New World hookworm) is the source of this 330-nucleotide messenger RNA. RefSeq lists its product as uncharacterized. The coding region runs from base 1 to 330 and encodes 109 amino acids. The transcript has a single exon. NCBI's taxonomy places the organism in Eukaryota, Metazoa, Nematoda, Chromadorea, Rhabditida, Ancylostomatidae. The record is from RefSeq and is a predicted model, not a curated record.